GGGCGGGAGGCGGAGCCCGGGGCGGGGGGGGGGCCGGUUUGUUGUGGUCGCCAUUUUGCUGGUUGCAUUACUGGGUAAUCGGGGCCCUGGCUCGCCGCGUCUGCCGGAUAUCUUCAGCCAGUGGGCAGGACUGAGCUCGGGCUUCCCGAGCAGUUUGAGUUCCCUUGCCCUCGCCCUCAGGUCUCAGCGGCGGUGGCAGCCGAGGUGCAGGAUGCGAGAAGGCGCCCCCCGGCCGGGCUCCCGCUCCAGGCCUCACUCCCCUGCGGCCCUCUGAGCCCACCAUGGCCGUCCCACCGGGCCAUGGUCCCUUCUCUGGCUUCCCGGGGCCCCAGGAGCACACGCAGGUAUUGCCUGAUGGGCGGCUACUGCCGCGGAGGCUGCCCCUGGCCUUCCGAGACGCGACCUCAGCCCCGCUGCGCAAGCUCUCCGUGGACCUCAUCAAGACCUACAAGCACAUCAAUGAGGUAUACUAUGCGAAGAAGAAGCGGCGGGCCCAGCAGGUGCCACCUCAGGACUCGAGCACCAAGAAGGAGAAAAAGGUCCUGAACCACGGUUAUGACGAUGACAACCAUGACUACAUCGUGCGCAGUGGCGAGCGCUGGCUGGAGCGCUAUGAGAUUGACUCACUCAUUGGCAAAGGCUCCUUUGGCCAGGUGGUGAAAGCCUAUGAUCAUCAGACCCAGGAGCUGGUGGCCAUCAAGAUCAUCAAGAACAAGAAGGCCUUCCUGAACCAGGCCCAGAUUGAGCUGCGGCUGCUGGAGCUGAUGAGCCAGCAUGACACAGAGAUGAAAUACUAUAUAGUGCACCUGAAGCGGCACUUCAUGUUCCGGAACCACCUGUGCCUGGUGUUCGAGCUGCUUUCCUACAACCUAUACGACCUCCUGCGCAACACGCACUUCCGUGGCGUCUCGCUGAACCUGACGCGGAAGCUAGCGCAGCAGCUCUGCACGGCGCUGCUCUUCCUGGCCACGCCCGAGCUCAGCAUCAUUCACUGCGACCUCAAGCCCGAGAACAUCCUGCUCUGCAACCCCAAGCGCAGCGCCAUCAAAAUCGUGGACUUCGGCAGCUCCUGCCAGCUUGGCCAGCGGAUCUACCAGUACAUCCAGAGCCGUUUCUACCGUUCGCCCGAGGUGCUCCUGGGCACACCCUACGACUUGGCCAUUGACAUGUGGUCCCUGGGCUGCAUCCUGGUGGAGAUGCACACUGGAGAGCCCCUCUUCAGUGGCUCCAACGAGGUGGACCAGAUGAACCGGAUUGUGGAGGUGCUGGGCAUCCCACCAGCCCCCAUGCUGGACCAGGCACCCAAGGCUCGAAAGUACUUUGAGCGGCUGCCUGGGGGUGGCUGGACCCUGCGAAGGACAAAGGAACUCAGGAAGGAUUACCAGGGCCCCGGGACACGGCGGCUGCAGGAGGUGCUGGGCGUGCAGACGGGCGGGCCCGGGGGCCGGCGGGCGGGGGAGCCGGGCCACAGCCCCGCCGACUACCUCCGCUUCCAGGACCUGGUGCUGCGCAUGCUGGAGUAUGAGCCCGCCGCCCGCAUCAGCCCACUGGGGGCUCUGCAGCAUGGCUUCUUCCGCCGCACGGCUGAUGAGGCCACCAACACGGGCCCGGCAGGCAGCAGUGCCUCCACCUCGCCCGCGCCCCUCGAUACCUGCCCCUCUUCCAGCACCGCCAGCUCCAUCUCCAGCUCUGGAGGCUCCAGUGGCUCCUCCAGUGACAACCGGACCUACCGCUAUAGCAACCGAUAUUGUGGGGGCCCUGGGCCCCCCGUCACUGACUGUGAGAUGAACAGCCCCCAGGUCCCGCCCUCCCAGCCACUGCGCCCCUGGGCAGGGGGUGAUGUGCCGCACAAGACACAUCAGGCCCCUGCCUCUGCCUCAUCACUGCCAGGGGCCGGGGCCCAGUUACCCCCUCAACCCCGAUGCCUUGGCCGUCCCCCGUCACCAACCUCGCCACCACCCCCGGAGCUGAUGGACGUGAGCCUGGUGGGCGGCCCUCCGGACUGCUCCCAGCCUCACCCAGCGCCUGCCCCCCAGCACCCGGCUGCCUCAGCCCUCCGGACUCGGAUGACAGGAGGUCGUCCACCCCUCCCACCCCCUGAUGACCCUGCCACUCUGGGGCCGCACUUGGGCCUCUGUGGUAUACCCCAGAGCACGGCAGCCAGCUCAUGACCCUGCCCCCUCCCUGGGGCCCCUCCUGAAGCCAUACCCCCCCCCACCCAAUCUGGGGGUCCUGGGCUCCCAUCCUCAUCUCUCCCCUUGACUGGAAUUGCUGCUACCCAGCCGGGGUGGGUGAGGCCUGCACUGAUUGGGGCCUGGGGCAGGGGUUCAAGGAGAGGGGUUUAGGCUCACCUCCCCACUAAGGACUGGACUCUUGGUCCCUUCUCUCCCCUUGUUUUCUAUUUAUUGUACCAAAGACAGUGGUGGUCCAGUGCGGGGAGGGGGAGAUUCCCUCUCACCCCAGGGCCCUAGGAGGGGGUGGGGGCAGGUAGGGGGAGAUGGCCUUGCUCCUCCUUGCUGUACCCCCCAGUAAAGAGCUUUCUCACA
This is a messenger RNA of Lipotes vexillifer (Yangtze River dolphin), 2546 nucleotides long. RefSeq names its product dual specificity tyrosine phosphorylation regulated kinase 1B (gene DYRK1B). Lineage: Eukaryota; Metazoa; Chordata; Mammalia; Artiodactyla; Lipotidae. Gene Ontology annotation, molecular function: protein serine/threonine/tyrosine kinase activity; ATP binding; protein serine/threonine kinase activity. The record is from RefSeq and is a predicted model, not a curated record. Gene Ontology annotation, biological process: protein autophosphorylation; peptidyl-threonine phosphorylation; peptidyl-serine phosphorylation. The transcript has 11 exons. Bases 282 to 2171 code for a protein of 629 amino acids.